Messenger RNA from Phytophthora sojae, 1548 nucleotides. RefSeq lists its product as hypothetical. NCBI's taxonomy places the organism in Eukaryota, Oomycota, Peronosporomycetes, Peronosporales, Peronosporaceae. The transcript has a single exon. The record is from RefSeq and is a predicted model, not a curated record. The annotation marks the transcript as partial.
AUGCUCCCGCAGCGACAGAACUCGGGCAAGCGCGCGACGGCCAGCCACCGCCGCACCCGCGGCUUCACGGCGCGCACCACCGCGUUCGUGGCGCUGGGUCUGGUCUUCGCGCUGUACAUGUACUUCAACCUGCGCUUCUUUGCGACGUCCACGGCCUCCACCAACUCCAUCGAGGCGGCCGGCAAGGGCUGGCGCUCGUUCAAUGGCGCGCCCGACAAGCCCAGCGGCGCGGGCGGCGAUACGCUCGUGGACGCCUCCGCCACGCGCCAGGUCAAGCACCUGGUGUUCACGUCCACGUGCCGCGACCUGGACUUCGUGCACGCCGAGGUGCUGGCCUUCACGUUGCGGCGCACCGGAUACGACGGCAACGUCACGCACCUGCUGUACGGGUGCACAUCGGAGCAGGCUGCGGACAUGAAGCGUCGGAAAGACCCGCGCCACCGCGUGGAGACCAGGCACUACGCGGACGUGUCCGCGGUCAACACGACGUUCGGCGAGAAGCUGCUCACCACGACGCUGAACCCGGUGGUGCUGGCCAAGUGGAUGCUGGGGUCGGACGACGGCGAGUUCGGCGACAACCGCGCCGUGCCGUUCGAGGAGCGCUACGCUCUGGCGGCUGACGACUUCGUCAUGGCCGUGGACAGCGACGCCAUCUUCACCAAGAAGCUGGACAUGUGGAACCUCAUGGCCGAAGCGAACGAUGUGAUCGACCCCCGCAUCUUUGGCCAAGACGCAUCGUGGUACUGGCCCAAGCGGUUCCCGCUCACGCACGAACAGCUCGUGAAUAUCGUGCCGACGAACUCACGCGCACUGCUGCUGGACGACUGGCGCGAAUACGCUGCCAUUGCGCCGUUUGUGGCUGAAGUGAGCGCGUGGCUGGAAAUCCUGCCUACUGCGGUGGACCUGUGGGGGAAGCUGGCUCACGAGCAACGCUAUCUCGCUGUUCCUAUUGCUGCUGCACACGAGAAGACACUCAUCGGCGUGUCCGGUGUGCUGAGUGUGCACCACUACCCGUCGCGCUACCAGAACUGGGACUUCGUGGACGAUAUCAAGCACAACCCAUGCGUGGAGCGGGCGGAAGGCAAGAACCUGGCGCUGUCGUCUUACCCGAUUUCAAUCCGCGCGCUCAACUUCACGCUGCCGCAGUGGAUCGACGGCCGCGACUGGAGUUUCUUUGCCGACCAGGUGCCGUCAGAUUUCCUUUCGUGCGAUGCCUGGAUGAUUCACCAGCCGACUGGCUACCUGUGGCACCUCGCGACACACACGAACGGAUAUGAGCGCGUCCCCAACAUUCUUCGUCGUCGCCACACCAUGAGCGUCUGCCUCGCAGUGGAGGCAUACAACAGCGCGUCUGAGAGCUACCGCAGCCGUGUGUGCCCCACUGGGUUUAACCACAACCGGCGCAUUCCCAUGGAGUUCCACAAGAAGGCGUGGAGCACUGCUGUCGCGCUUGCAGACGGCACCACCAUGGAGGAGGAGCCGCCCGUAUACUUUGGUGACUACAAGAGGAAGAAAGGCCCCAAUGCCGUCCCCGAAAGUGACCUGAAG